UUCGCAUCAUCUUCUUCUUCCUCCACUCUGUAUAUCUCUUUCAGCUUCAAACCAUUCCCAUUUCCAUUCAAGUAACCCCAGAAAAGCAUUGCUUUCCCAUUCCAAACACAAACAGGCUAUCCAAACCCAGAAGAAGCCAAUCAAAGUAAAUGCUGGUUUGCAAUCCAAGACUGAAUUUCUUGCUCUCUGGCUCUCUGGCACUCGCUCUGUCUCUCUCAGGAUGCAGUAAGUAAACCGACUGAAAUUUGUAGGAGUUGGAUUUGCGGAGGGGAAGGUAGGGGUUAACUAGCCGGAAAUGCUUCCUAAGGAGUUUACCACUGUUAUUGAUGUUGCUGGAUUUCUCUCAGAUGGCCAGGAGAAAAGACUUGCACAGGAGAUUGCAGAUAUCGAAAAGGAUACUGGAUUCAAGUUGAGAGUUUUGGCUCAGAACUACCCUGAAACGCCAGGAUUAGCAAUCAGGGAUUUCUGGAAAGUGGAUGACAGGACUAUAGUCUUCGUUGCUGAUCCUACUUUUGGCAACAUACUAAACUUCAAUGUUGGAGCGUCUGUGGAUCUAGACAUACCGCGUAGCUUCUGGAGCUGUUUGGCUGGGAAAUACGGGAACAUAUUUUAUUGGAAGGAAAAGGGUGAAGAUGCGUCUAUUGAAUCUGCUGUUAUGGCAAUAUCAGCCUGCUUGAGAGAACCAGUGGGUGCAAAUAAUUGCUCAGAGGUAAAGUAAUUCCAUGAUUUUGCAAUGCAUGUUAGGAUGUGAUGUAGAUUUUGUAGCUCGAUCUCCAUGUCAUUUGAAGCAAUAGUUAAUUAUUUUCUUCAAACUUAAACGAGAAAUGUUUAACACAAAAUUCUUUCUUCUCAACCUCUAUUGUAAGAAGUAUUUACAAAUCCUUAGACUAUUGUAAAAGACUUAUCAUC
This is a messenger RNA of Ipomoea triloba (trilobed morning glory), 909 nucleotides long. Its product is annotated as thylakoid lumenal 15.0 kDa protein 2, chloroplastic. The transcript is spliced from 6 exons. The record is from RefSeq and is a predicted model, not a curated record. Lineage: Eukaryota; Viridiplantae; Streptophyta; Magnoliopsida; Solanales; Convolvulaceae. Bases 296 to 718 code for a protein of 140 amino acids.